AGUGAUAGCUACUAUAGAAAACCAAUUUUGCAUAAAUUAUAUUUAAAAACUUAAUAAAAAUAUUCAUAUUAUCACCAUGGCUAAUUUUGGAACUGGAACUGGAGGAUUCUCAUUUGCUGCUCCCACCACUUCUAGUUCUCUUAGCUUUGGAGCUCCUGCAGCCACCAGCUCCUCAGCUCUUGGAACUGCUGGCUUGUCUUUUGGAUUCAAUACAGCUACUUCUAACCCAAGCACUGCCUUCAACGCAGCAAGUGUGCCCCAAUCCACAUCCUCAUUUUCUUUCAAUCCUCCCUCAAAUUCUGCUGGUUCUGGUUUGUUAAUGACACCACAGAGUCAGGCUACUAACUCCGGCACUUCAACUCUUAGUGGCUUACUCAGUGGAAGUGGAACCUCUUCUGGUGCAAGUACUAUGGCUUCUUCUGGAGCAACCACCGUGCCCAAACAGCCUAGUUUAGGAGGUUUCAACUUUGGUGGGGGACUGUCAACUUCAUCCGCUAAUCCAUUGCUUAGUGGUACUUCUUCUACUGCUGCUUCAACACAGGCUACUACUAGUACAGGAACCUUCAGCUUCUCUGGAGGUUUGGGAGCCCCUGCUUCAUCAGCACCUUCUUCUGGACUACUUCUAGGAGCAGCCCUUACAUCGUCCGCAGCUACUGUCAGUAGCAGCUCUACUGCUUCUGCGCCUCUGAACUUGACCGGAUUUCUAGGGUCUGGCAGCUCAGCAGCCACCUCUGCUAGCACCACUGUCACUCCCUCACUCACUG
Messenger RNA from Hyalella azteca, 764 nucleotides. RefSeq lists its product as uncharacterized. The record is from RefSeq and is a predicted model, not a curated record. Lineage: Eukaryota; Metazoa; Arthropoda; Malacostraca; Amphipoda; Hyalellidae. The transcript is spliced from 3 exons. The annotation marks the transcript as partial.